AUGAAUCUCACUGAUGAAUGCUGCGCCUUCGAGUCUCCCAUCCUGGACCAGGUUUUACCUCCAAUCCUGGUCCUUGAGUUCAUGUUUGGACUGAUGGGGAACUUUGUGGCUCUGUGGAUGUUCAUUUUUCACAUGGACGAGUGGAAGCCAAACUCUGUGUACCUGACUCACCUGGCUGUCGCAGACUCCAUCGUGCUGUUCUGCCUCCCUUUCAGGGCGGACUACUAUAGGCGAGGGAAGAACUGGCUGUACGGGGACGCCAUGUGCCGCAUCCUUCUUUUUCUGCUGGCAGCAAAUCGUGCAGCAGGGAUCUUCUUUCUCACAGCUGUAGCUGUUGACCGUUAUUUCAAGAUCGUCCACCCCUUGAAUCGGAUCAACAGAUUUGGCCUUGGCUACGCUCUCUGGGUCUCCCUCUUCCUCUGGGGUCUGAUCUUUCUCGCCACUGGGUACCUUCUUGCUGACGAACACUUCUUUGACAGCGGCAACAGGACACAGUGUGAGAGUUUUAACAUCUGCAUGGGUUUCACUCCUCUCUCUACUUGGCACAACACUUUCUAUGUCGUCCAGUUUUUCCUCCCCACAAGCAUCGUCGCUUUCUGCACGUUCAGAAUCACCUGGCAGCUGAGAAACAGGACCAUGGACAAAAACGGGAAAAUCAAACGGGCCGUUCAGUUUGUCUUGGCUGUGGCUCUCAUCUUUAUUAUCUGCUUCUUCCCCAGCACCAUUUCCCGUAUAGCUGUGUGGAUCCUUAAGGUGUGGUAUCACGAGUGCAAGUACUUUGAGGAGGCCAACCUUGCGUUCUACACGUCUGUGUGUUUCACCUACUUCAACAGCGUCCUGAACCCAGUGGUGUACUAUUUCUCUAGCCCGGCUUUCAGCGGCACCUUCAAGAAGGUCUUAAAUAAAGUGCUGGGAAGGAGCACUGAUCAGACGGAAACAUCUGAGAAUGACAUUUCCACAGUUGACAGUCGAAGGAUAUAA
Xyrichtys novacula (pearly razorfish) is the source of this 981-nucleotide messenger RNA. The record is from the annotation of a GenBank genome assembly. Lineage: Eukaryota; Metazoa; Chordata; Actinopteri; Labriformes; Labridae.